AUGGAUCCGAACGGUACGUACUUCCUAUAUAUUUUAUUUCCCUAAAAACUUUAUAUCUUUUUGGAGAUACUGUACAUAUAAGGGAGCAAUGCUGAUGUAAGGGCAUUUUCAGUCCAGCACAUACAGUGGCAGUUUUAUUAAAUUGUUAUCAUUGAUAUGAAUAUUUAUUAUGGGAGGCAUAAGUGCCCCUUUUUAAGGCGAGAGGGGCCUUUCCCAGACCCGCCGAGAGAGGGGGGGGGACAAAUUUCCUAUUUUCUGUGGGCACCCAGUCAUUUUUUGGGGCGAAAUAUUUCUGUUUUCCGGACAAAGUACCGAAAUUUGGUAUGGAAAAAGUUGGGGAAAGUGAUACGAAAGCAACUAAAACGUUAUUGUCCGUAAAAAAAUUCCCUGCUGGCAGCCGUAUGUACAGUACCUUGUAAAUCUGUGGAAGCACUUUUGAUAUUUUCAAUCAUACUGAUAGUUCGGGAAAAUAUCUCACUUUAGGAAAUCCUAUCAAACGACAUCCAUCAGUACCUUUGGAAGAUGUGAUAUGUUUACACGAAUUCAUGUCAUCAGGAGCAGAUGAACCAAUGCCAUUCUACAAUGCACUUCUUCUACUUAGAAGAACGUUGUUUCCAUUCUGUCACGACCCAUAUCCUUGGGUUAAAAGUAUCCGUAACAUAUUUGAAAUUAAUCAAAAGCUUUUUUGUAAAUUUGAAAAUAAUUUUGAAACAAAAUGAACGACGUUUCGAUGCUUAAGCGCGUGCGUCAAACGUCGUUUAAUUAAAUUUAAUAUUGCUAAAAUGAAAUUGACAAUUACUGUAUUUAACAAUUAUGCGCCGAAGGCGAGGUGAUUAUGGGGGAAUAUUCGCCUAGACGAAGUCGAGGUGAAUAUUCCCCGAUAAUCACCGAGCCUGAGGCGAAUAAUUGUUUUAGUAUUUUUGUGUUUUUUGGGACUGAAUUUAUUUUAAUUUCGUUCAUUUCUUUAUCAGUAUAACGUCCACAAAACGGCUAUAGCCGCCAUUUUGAAAAUUUCGGUUUUGUUAUAUUCACCUGUAGGUGAAUAUUAUAUUCACCUGUAGGUGAAUAUAACAGCUUAAUACGUCAAAUUUGACCAAUCAACUUGUACAGUAGGAUUUGUUAUGUUCACUUGUGCAAAAGUACUAAAGAAUAUUUAAAAUUGACAAUACACCCUUCACGUCACUUUGGCUGUAGACCCUCGUUUUCGUGUAUGUGACAGCAGUUAAAGGCCACGUCUCAAUCACGAAAACGAGGCUCUAUAGCCAAGAUGACGUACUUUCCUGAAGCGUGUAUUACUGUGUGUCUCCGUGUCACACAAAUAAUGUAAAUGUGAUGAUAUAUUUAUCACAUUUGUUUUUGUUUUAGUAUUGCAAUAUAUGGUAAAAAUAGUGAUAAACCAGUAAUGCGAUAUAUUGACGGUGAUAUUAGAAUAGUAAGUGUCUCUCGCAGUGUCUCUACUUGUGCGACUACUGACUGCAAAUCAUUGGUAUUAAUUUCAUUAACUAUUUUUAAAAACAGGAAGACAAGAAACAACUGGCGAAGUUUUGAAAUCGUUGAUGGCAAUUUACCUAUACCGUGCACGUUUGCAAGAACUAAAGAGCAACACGGAUGACCCCGCUGAUUUCUUCAAUCAUAUGUACCAGCCUGAGAAGGACGUUCGCACCAACGAAGUUGUCCACCAUCGAGAGGAUCACAACCACCUAUUGAAACGAUUGAUCUCACGACUCCGAGAAGGCUACAUCCCAAAUUUUGAUUUGCGCUGUUUAAGAGAAGCCCUGUGCGAUCCUUCGACCGGAUUGACUUACGAGGCUCUUACAGGGAAAAACAAGCAAUCUGUUCCAGACUGCGAGCGUAUGAUUUUGCGAGGUGUCGUCCAGUUCUUGAAGAUGCGCGGUUACAAAAAUGAGGCAAGAGUGUUGGAAAUAUUUCGACAGUGGCAUUUGGCUGCAGAUGGAAGAGGAAUUUGCGAGGAAGAUCGUUCUAGAUAUUUCAAGGAAAUGAAAGACUGGAUCCUGGACAAUUGGAUGCCGUGGCACAUGGCUGACAGCGAUUAUUCGUUUCUCGACGUAAACCGGUAA
Molecule: messenger RNA, 2078 nt
Organism: Paramuricea clavata
Lineage: Eukaryota; Metazoa; Cnidaria; Anthozoa; Malacalcyonacea; Plexauridae
Source: the annotation of a GenBank genome assembly